AUAACAAAUCUGGGUUUUUAAUUUAUUAGUUAAUCACUUCAUCUAUCAAUUAAUUUACCACACACAAAAUAAUUUUACAAUUUAAUAUAGCAGUAAAAGUUACAAAAGUUAUUACAAAAGUUUAAAUUUAGGUUUAGAAAUAUCAUGCUUUCAGAUCUUUAUCAUUUAUCCUUAUCGUUCUUUGUUUAAUCAUUUUUGGACGACAGCUUCUUAUGGACUCAUUCACCCAUGAAUAUCGUUUUUGAGGUUAAGUUUACUAAUUCACAAGUAACGUGCACCGUGGUCUGUCUUUCGUGAUACACGAAUCGUGUAUCAUUUUUCAAAAUAUAUAAAUCGGUAUUAUUUUGUAUUUACUCGUGUGGAGUAAAUUUUCGUGUUUGCAAUCUUAAGGUCCUAAAGUAUAAUGGCUUUGCCAAAAAAGAGUAAGUGUCUUCUCAAACGUUACAAAGAUUUUCUGUCAUCUCAUAUUUUUGUUUUCUACAAUACUUAUAUUUGUGAUAACUUUAAUUAUUAUAUUAAAUCGUAUUUGCAGGGAAACAGUCUAAACGUUUGAAAUGCCGGACCAAGUACAAGGUAGCGGCAAAAGUACGAGAUCACAACCGCAAGCUAAGAAGAGAUGCCAAGAAAAAGCCCAAAAAGAGUAAGUACCUACUUACCUAUUAUCAAAAGAAGUACAAACUAUUAUACAGUAAAUAAAGUGAAUUAAUAGUACAUGUAUAAUAAUCUGUGGUUUCAAAUUUUUAUUUCUAGAUUAUUAUUAUACUACUAUAUAUUAUAGCUGCUCAUAGAUUUAAGAUUUGUUUUGAUUUUUUGUGAAUGUAAAGUUUAGUGUAAAAAAUGUACCUACCCAUCAAUUAAUAAACGUGAACAAAUUGCAUUAUUUUUACAAAGUAAUAAAGUUUUCUGCCAGAAAACUUGUUCCCAAAUAUAGACUAUAGCACCAUUCCUGAAACGUAAUUUUCUCUUGUUGAUGUAUUGGGGAAGUCAUUUUUUGAUUUUCCAAGGGGUUUUUCGAAAAAAAUUAGGAGAAACUAGAAGAAAAUUAUAGGUGUAACGGCGUUACCAUUUUCAUUAUUUUAAUUAUGUUUGUACAAUGUUUUUUACAAGAAAUAUUGCUCUGAUACAAAUGACAAGAGAUCAAUUUUAUUGGAAAAAACAAAAAACUAAUUUUAAAUUUGUAUGGUUUAUGUUUUCUACCAUAAAAAUUGCUCCAGUAGAAAAAAAUCAAGAAAUCUUGUUGAAUUUUUAAUCUAGUUCGUGACCAUGAAAGAAUUUUUUUUAUUUUCUUUGUAAUUUUUUAAAUAAAUGAAUAAAACCAAAAAAUACGUAGAAAAGAAUGGGUUAAAUGCAUGAAAAUAAUUCAUUAUUUUAAAUUUUGUUUUUUUAAAUGUAUUUCAGUUUUAAGUUACUUAUGUAUAUGUAGGUAAAUUGUCCCUUUACCCCAAUUAUUAUAAAAACCUCAUGUAAAACUAAAAAAUGACUUUAUACUUUUAAUACCACCCAGAUAACAUUUCCUUUCAGAAAAAGUACUACGUUAGAAAAUCAGAGCAAGAUUUCUGGUAGAAAAGUUGUUUACAGAUAAAAAAAAGUAUAGUUUAUUAUUAGAUUUAUUUUGAUUUUAAAGUUAUAUGUUUAAAUAUUUUGAAUUUAUUAUUAUUGAACAACCAAGUAUAAUCUGUUUUAAUAUAAGCCGCUCCUUAAAUGCACUCUCUGAUUUUAAAUAGAUUUAUAGAAAUAUAGAUUAUUAAUAUAUAGAUAUAAAUUAUAAAUUUAUAAAAAGAGGAAUAAACAUUAUGUAUUUAAUGCUAAUUCUAAGUACAAACCUGUGAAAGUGGAGAUUUUCUUCUUUAUUGCUAUAACACAUAUGUUAUAUAAAUCUUAACAAUUCAAAUUUAUAUGAAAUGGAAAGAAAAAAAAAAAAGACUAACUAUAGAAUUAUUUUCCACUGUCCAAAUAUGGGCCACACAAUGUAGUAAGUACAUGACUGAUAAUAAACAGAAAAAUAUGUUUACAUAAAUUGUAUUAAUACAGAUAUACAAGUAUAUUAUAAGAUAAUAAUAAUAAAUAUAACAAGUUAUAUAUAUAUAUGUAUAUGUUUAUAAAACACUUAUUAAUAAAUAAAUAAAUGUUAAAACUAUGGUUACAAUAAACUUUUUCAAAUUUCUAAAAUAAUAUGUUAACAAUUUUAUCAUAUUAAUAUAAAUAAACAGUAAGUGGCGUGUAUAUUUUUUAAUGCUACCAGGUAUUAGGUUAUAUUAAGCACUAAUGAUUUACGUCAUAUUAUUCAUUUUUACUUUGAAUAUGUUAUACUAUCUAAUAUCUACAACUUGUAUACUAAUUUAUGUGCAAAUCAUAUUAGAGUCUUGGUUUAAAUUUUAAAUUAAGAAGACUUGACCUUGAUUCAUAUUAAAAAUGAUUUACUUGUUAGUAUAUAUAUAUAUUAAUAUUUUUGUAUAUUUUAAUUGAAUAAGAGUAAUUGUUUAAAAAGUACUUUACAUAUAAAAUGUGUUAUUUAUAAUUUUUAGAGACCAAAAAUAGUAUGAUUAUCGCUCCAAACUUAUGUCCAUUCAAAGGAGAAAUAAUUGAACAACUUAAUGAAGCUAAAAGAAAGGAGCGAGAGAUACGUAUGUUAAAUAUUGAAGCCAUGGAAACCCAAAAGAAUGAUGAAACUAAAAAAAGUACAGAAUCAGAAAAAUUGCCAUUUAGAAAAACAUGGCUUUUAAAAGAGACUAGAGAUGAUCGAUACCCAGAACACAACUAUAAAAGGGUAAGAUACUGCUCAUAAGUAAGCCAUUAUUGUAGCUAAGAAGUUGGGAAGGAAGGACACACGUCUUCCUAUAGCGUAAUUUAGUUUAUAUACUGGUCAAUAAAUCAUUGGAAAAAAAUUAUCAAUUAUCUACACCUGAUAAAAUACAAUUAUUAUGUUUUUCAGAAAUUUGAAGUAGAAAUUAGAUUUUAAAACUUGUACAAAAAAAUACUAUGUACACUGGAUUUUAUUUUUUAUCAUUAUCUAACCGAUGUAUGACAACAGUUAUGUACCACCACUAGAUUACAAUUUACACUAUUUAUACUUUGAUUGAAUUUUUCCCAAUAAUAGAAACUAUUGUAUCUGUUAUGUAAGACAUAAGAGCAAUAUUUAACAAAUGAAAUAACUUUUUUCUAUUCAAUACUUCGUUUUAUUUGUUUUAAUAAUAACUAGAACUGCUCUAUAAUUUCUGUAUUUUAUUUCAGUACUUUAACUAAAAAUAAAAAUUAAUUUUUUUUUUUUUUUGGUAAUCUAGGAAUGAAUUUUUCAAAAAUAUAUUUCUUGGUAAUUUGACUAAUGAUAGAAUGAUAAACAUUUAUCCACUUAGAUUAAAUUUAUUAUGAUAAUAUUAUUACAUUUUACAAUAUUUCAUAGAUAAAUCAAAUUGGACCAUUAGAAAAUUGUCAUAUUUCAUAUGACUUAAAAUAAUUAGUUUAGUAAAAUCUGUUUAUAUCAACAUUUCUCUAAAAAUUAGAUUUAUAAAAAAGCUAUCUUGAUUUUUAUUGCUAAGGUGUUAUAAUAAUUUUAAAAAAAAUAUUUAAUAAAAAAAAAGUUAAUAUGUUUGUUAUAUAAUCCUGUUAUACCAUGUACAUAUAUAAAUGUGUAUAUUUAUAUUUUUUUUCUGAUUCAUUAAUAAUCAUUAAGCCGCUCUUGAACAUAAAAAAAAAAUAUGAAUCAUUUUAAAUAUCUUUAUAACCUGGUUUAUUUGAAUUAUUGCAUAUUGUACCAAAAGUUUCUUUUAUUGUAUUGGUAUAACUUUGGGUUUCUGUCUGUAUUUUUAAUAAAAUAAAUAAAUAACUCAAAACCUAUAUCUAGAAAACUAAUACAAUUAUUCAGUAAUUAAUUUAGGAUUUGGUAAUUUUUUUUUCACAGAAUUACAAAAAAAUUUAAAUUUACUGAACUUAGCAUAUAUUCCUUUUAUGCAUAUAAUUUUAAUGGUGUUUUUUCUAGUAUUAAGAAAUAUCAAAAAAAUAUCUCUAUAAAUUAAACAAAAUUGCUUCCUGAAACUGCCUUAGAAAUGAUGAUUGGCAAUUCUUCUAGUUAAAAACUUAUCUGCAGUAAAAAAAAUUAACUUAAAUAGGAAGUAAAUAAUAUAAUAAUAUGUAAUUUGAUAAUUUCAAACACAGAUGGCCCUUUAUUUGGAAGUUAAGUAAAUACUUAUAGAAAAUUGCAACAAGGUAUCAUUUUCUCAAUGCAUAUCUUUUUUCGUACUUCCAAAUACAGAUAACACUAUCAUAGUCCUUGUAACAUAAUAUAUUAAUGAAAAACCCGCCCACUUAUCAAUUUGUUAUCAAAAUAUUAGUAAAAUAUGUUAUUUAUUGGAUAAUAUUGACCAACACAAAAAAAAUAUCCCAAAGCAUAAUACAAUUCUAUUGCCACUUUCAUUAUAUUAUUCUAAAUAGUAAAUACCAAUAAUAUUAUAUCCAUGUUUGUUUUUACCUUUUCAUUUUAAAUUCGUAUUUAGAAUUUUGUUAUUGUUUCAGAUAAUCACAAUGUGUGAUGUAGUUCUAGAAGUUUUGGAUGUUCGCGAUCCGUUAGCAACACGUUCUAAAGAAAUAGAGGAUUAUUUAACAGAAAAUCCAAAUAAAAAACGUAUUAUUUUGUUAAAUAAAAUUGAUUUAGUACCCAAAUCAGUUGUAGCUGAUUGGGUAGAUUAUUUUAGUAAGAUAGCGCCAACAGUACCAUUCAGAGCCAGUCGUGAAGUAAGAAAUACACCAAAGACCAGUGCAAAAGAUCCAAAAUUUAUCGAAAGAAUAAAAAAUAAAAUUGCUAAUAAAUGUUUUGGAGAAAAUAUUGUAUUGAAUUAUUUACUAACUUGUAUAGAUGAACCCCUAUUGGGUAUUACAGUUGGUGUUGUUGGUAUGUCCAAAGUAGGGAAAUCUUGUGUUGUAGAUACCAUCAAAUGGAAGUACACAAUUGGUGAUGAACCCGUUCCAUCAAAAAAGAAUCAGUAAAUAUUGAAAUAACAUUUUAUCAAUGCCAUAAUUUCAUAAUAAAUAUAAAUUAUUUUCAGAUCAAUUGGGGUAUAUCCAUUCAAUAACAUGAAAAUUGAAUUAUUACCAUGGAAAUGUACUGGAGUACAAACAAUAUUGAAGCAGCCUAGUGAUAAUCGUUUACUUUUAAGACAGGCAUUACUAGUAGAUCUUCAAAACAUAGUUCCAACUAAAAUAUGUGCUUUAUUUUUACCUUAUAUAAACAAAAAUCAGGUUUGUUAAUAUAAUUAUGCAUAAUAAUUAUUAAUCUUUAACUGUUACAUAAACAUUUUUUUUUUUUCUAGUUGAAGUUAUUAUAUGACAUGACUGUAGAAAGUACUGAAGAUUAUAAGCAUGUGCUUGAAAUGAAAGCUAAGAGACAUAGUUUAAUAAAUAAGCGCGGAAAACCUGACCAAGUAAACGCAGCCAAAUCCUUUAUGAAGGAUUUAAAAAAGUAAAUUUAUCUUUAGUAAAACUAGAGACUUUUUUUUUAUAAAUAUUAUACUAUAUAUUUAGUAUAUUUGUAUUUAUUAAAUUAUAAUUCCCAAUAAUUAUAAAAGAAAAUAAAAAUAAUUUUUUCUCUAGAAAACAUUUUAUACAAUUUUUAAGAUGGAUCAUAGGAUAUGUGUUUCAAAUACUGAAUUUUAUUUUAGAAAUUAUAGUUAUUUGAUGUUUGUUGUAUGGUUUUUACAAUAUCUUUUAUCUGAAAAUUUAUUCUGGUAUAAUGAGAUUUAAGUUGACAUUUAGAAUACUCUUGCAGCAAUAUCAGGUUAAAGAUCAAUAGACAAGUUGGAAGGUUGUGUUAAAAUGAACUUAUUCCAUUUUUUCUUACAAUGAAUGAGAUAUUGGUUAGAGAAUAGAGAUUGAAAAUAAGUCAUUUUAAAAAUGUAUUAUAGUUAACAAAAAGUGCAGAACAAGACACUUGCCAUAAAUUAGUACUCCCCUGUCUUACCUAAUUGAAACAACUGAUCAUAAAUUAAUAGAGGUAACAGUCUUGCUAUGUGAUGAGCGUGAUUUGGAACACAUUUUAUUAAACCAGUUUUAGAUUUGGUUUAAAAAGACAAAUAUAUUGCAGAAGUAAUGCAAUAUUAUCUAAAUAAUACAAUUGUUAGAUAUAUAAACACAAGUAAAAAUAAUUGUUUAAAAUUAACUGAAUCACUCUUUAAACAAAAUAUUUUAAAUGUUAGUAUUACCUUAAAAGUUAACAAAAUUUAUUUUAUAAACGAAACAACAAAAAUUUCUUUGAAUGUUGAACAUUAAUUUUAGUUUAUAAAAAUACAAAAUUUUAUUUAUAACCUGACCAAAUAUGUUCAUUUUUAAAUCUGUUGGAUCUUUGGGUUGUACUAUUUUUUUUUUUUUGUGUCUGCAAAUUUUCUACCAGAAAUCUUGCUUCAUAAAUUAGAAAAAAUGUUAACUGAAAACUAACAAAUUUACAGUGUACAAUGUAAUUAUUAUUAUUAUUUAAAUUGUACAAUUUAUGUUUUUUACCAGAAAUUUUGAUUCUCAUUGUAUAUUUGUUAAUAAUUUAGCAAAACCGGGAAAGAGAGUUUACAGAAAUAAAUGUUCCAUUAUUUUUAUUUUUGUUUUUAUGUUCAGUUAAAAAUGUAUGUAAUAACUUGAAAUUUUGACAAGACUUAUAUUAGCUUUUUCUAAUAGUUACAAAUAUAUAUAACUUAAUAUUCUGAAAAUUUGUUUUUGAGCUAUUUAUUUAUUUUUCUAAUUUUUCACAUAGUUUUUUUUUUCUUAUGUACUAUGUGAAUAAGAUUCUUUAACCAAACAAAAAUGUAUAUAAAUUUAACACUGGAUUCAUUAUAAGUUAUCCCUAGUGAUGAAAAAUAGUUGUGUGUAAUUUAGUUGUUUUUUUGUAAUCCAUUGUUUUAAAACCAAAUUUUGAUGAAAAUUUAAAAAAUUAUGGCAUUUCAUCAAAACAUGUAAAAUUAAAUUUUGUUCAGAAUCUUUUUCAUUAGCAAUGGUUUAUUGUUGCUUACAGAUAUAAAUUAAAUAGUUAUGUAUCCUACUUUCCCAACUUCCUAUCUGCAACAGUAACUCACCUAUUAGUAGUAUGAGCUCUUUUUUUUUGAAUCCACAAAUUAUUAAUUGUUUUAUAUUUUAUUUUUAGUGGUGUAUUACUAUACUAUACAAGACCGCCAACUGAUAAAGAAUCUCCAGGAACAACAAUAUCUACAGAACUGGAAUCAAAAUUCAAUAUGGAUGCCAUGGCCACAAAAAUUAGCAAAGGUAUAUCUCAUUGCCGGGAUAGUUCAAGAGUUAUUCAUUUCGAUAUGACCGAUUCGUGACAAUUGUUAAAAUAACUACUAUAAUAUCAUUUUUGUUAUUUUAUUAUCAAUAUUUUCAAAAUACACAUAUUUUAAUAAAAUGACAAAUAUCUAAAUAUUU
Messenger RNA from Cinara cedri, 7395 nucleotides. The record is from the annotation of a GenBank genome assembly. Lineage: Eukaryota; Metazoa; Arthropoda; Insecta; Hemiptera; Aphididae.